AUGGCACUGGAGCAAGUCUAUAAGUGGUUUGAAUGGAGCCAAGCUGACUUCACGCAGGAAGACAUGCGUCAGGCUGACGUAGCUAGUGAGACGCACAGCGGACGAGAGAGCGUCCGUCGUUGGAGCAGCCUUCCUCCCUCGUUUGCCAUCUUUGGUCAGCCGAUUCUUUCCGCUCAGCUGGCGGCCGCCAUCUUCAUUACGAUGGAACCGGGCCCACUUUCGCUGCAGCGCCGCGCCCCGGUCUGUCAUUACACUGUGUGCCGAACCAGCCAAGCGGUCGGGGGUCGUGCGCGAGCCUUUAUAACCAGUCCAGUCCGCUAUUCGCAGCGGGACGGCCAAUCGGGGGCAUGCCGCGAAGCAACAGGUUCCCGGUCCGAAGCGGAAUGGCCCCGAGCUGACGGAACGGACCGGUUGAGGCCCUGCGCGCAUCGUGACGGCCUGGCUGGCCCGGCGGACAGCGGAAUGACCAAGCGGGGCGCGUUACAGCGGAACGAACCCGUGAAAGACAAAGCCACAGCGGACCCGGCACGCGAUAAGGCGGUGCAAAACCCGCUUGCUUUCACAGAGACAAGUCAAGGUCUCGGCGCUACCUCUGAGAGGAUUGGCUUCACUAUGGCAACGGCCUUCUUCCCGACUACUCCACUGAGAAUGCUGCUGAAGAUUCUCGCCCUAUUGGGGGCCGCGCAGGGAGCGUUGGCGCAAUAUUCAUGCUCUAGCCUCUCUGACCGGAGACUCUCCGGAAACGCGUGCCCUUUGGUUGGAUACGUCGCCUUGUCCCCACAAGCGCUCCGAAGGAUUGCUUGUGUCUAUGACAUCCCAAACGCGAGCCCUUACAAUAUAGUCACGUGUGAAUACGACGUCCGCUCCGGAAAAGUGAUGGAUCUCGGCGUCGAGCCCCUCUGUCCUGACGCUCUCGUACCCUUCCCCAAACCAACGGCCCCCCUGCUUCCAUCCCCUUCGCCCACUCCAACCUCUACGCUAGCAAAUGGUCCGACCGUCUGUCAGGCAGGCGUGACCUGUGCCAGCUGUCUUACGGGCUGCGACACCAACUGGAACUGCUCCCCCGGUUACAACUGCGCCGGCGGGUGUGGCGGCGCUCCUCCCCCGACGUCCGUACUGAAGCAAGGAUUCAAAGGCAUAUGCCUGCCCAACUGCGGCACCCAGCCGAAUGCUACUAGCGGCUGUUAG
This is a messenger RNA of Klebsormidium nitens, 1188 nucleotides long. The record is from the annotation of a GenBank genome assembly. NCBI's taxonomy places the organism in Eukaryota, Viridiplantae, Streptophyta, Klebsormidiophyceae, Klebsormidiales, Klebsormidiaceae.